This is a messenger RNA of Rhagoletis pomonella (apple maggot), 2293 nucleotides long. RefSeq names its product zinc finger protein 91-like. The transcript has 6 exons. Gene Ontology annotation, molecular function: DNA-binding transcription factor activity, RNA polymerase II-specific; RNA polymerase II cis-regulatory region sequence-specific DNA binding. Gene Ontology annotation, cellular component: nucleus. NCBI's taxonomy places the organism in Eukaryota, Metazoa, Arthropoda, Insecta, Diptera, Tephritidae. Bases 148 to 2184 code for a protein of 678 amino acids. The record is from RefSeq and is a predicted model, not a curated record. Gene Ontology annotation, biological process: regulation of transcription by RNA polymerase II.
AAUAACUUUUUUCUUUCUUUCGGGAAGGCGUGAUCUUGUGUCUUUCGUUCAUGGAGCCCACCAUUCAUUGAUAGUCGUGACAAAUUGAAACUAUCGAUAGUGCCAUCGAUAGUUUUGCAGCUCUGUCACAUAGUACAAAAAAAAAAAAUGGAUUUAGGUGCUGUGAGUUUUGAUAUUGAAUAUUUUAAUAGUAGGACUUCUAAGAACCCAAACUUUCUUAAGGAAUGUAAAUCAUCUCCUCCUGCUUCGUUUAAAUGCUUAUCUGACAACAAAGCAGGUCGUUUCAUUUGCGAUACUUGUUGCAAGAGAUUUAAAAAACCAUGCCUCUUACAUCGCCAUGAAGUUGUUCAUUCAUCAGAAAAGCCCUACUCCUGCUCCAAAUGCAGUAAACGGUUUACACAGAGUUCCUCAUUGCAACGACAUCGGGCGGAACAGCACAAGCCUGACAGGAAACGUUACCAAUGUGGGAAAUGCCCCCUGAGCUUUGGACAAAAAGGCAAUUUGAAUAUUCAUGGGAAAAAGGUACACCCGACGAAAGCUAUUGGUACGCACGUCUGCGAUCUGUGUGAAUCUGUAUACAGCAACAAACAAAAACUUAGUAGGCACAUAAAUACAGUACACAGCAAUAGCAGUAAACAUAAAAGUGCUAUUGGGAAAUCAAAUGAUAUUGUGCAAGAUGAUUUAGCGCUAACGCAAAGAGUUUUAGAGCAGCUUAAAACAUUUCAAAGGGAAAUGCAAGCCUUAGAAUCUCAGUCCAUGGAAACCACGGACAAUUUAGAAAGGCCAAUAAUAACCGUGUUAAACAGUGCUCACCAAACGAAUAAAGGAACACUGCAACAUCAACAUCAUGACUCUGUAUCCUCAGUCAAUGAAGAGCAAGAAUCAGAGUCCUGCAUAUCUGUGCGGCGCUUUCCUCGUGCGGUUGGCUGCUCGCAAUACGAGUGUGAGUUUUGCACGAAGAAUUUCCGAAAGUACUACGACUACGUAAGACAUCACAGGGUGCAUACACGGGAGAAACCUUACAAGUGUGCAUUUUGUCAACGAUACUUCAGCGCAAAAACGAAAGUACUAGAUCAUUCAAAGAUACAUCGUUUAGAUGAGCAUGUAGGCAUCAUAACCAAACAAUAUCCCUGUGCAGUUUGUUGCCAAACUUUUAGUUCGCUAAGAUUGCUUGAUAAUCAUAUGAGCACACAUGCUGAGUCUUAUAUUGUAAAAUACAAAUGCAUGGCCUGUGAGGCUAUAUUUAAUUCAAGCAGCAAGCUUAUGUCUCAUAAACACCUGAGAUCGGAUGAGGAAGUACUAUUUUUGCAGCAACUAAUACCACCGCCAGUAGAAGUACUCGUAAACCCAAAUGCCAAUGCAUCAGACAACAGCCCUAAAUGCACAUCUAUAAAAGCGAAACCCAAUUCAGAUAAAUUGAAGUGUUGUACAUGCGAAAGACUGUUCUCGAGCUCAUCUGUGCUGCGUAAUCACCGACGUAUCUAUCAUGGUGCCUAUAGUCGCACCUCUAAUAACACUGGCUUAGCUUAUUCACACUAUUUUAGAUGUGCCUAUUGUGCCCGACUUUUUAAAACCUCAUCACAUUGUAGAACACAUAUGCUUACGCACUUGAAAAAUUUGUUAAACGUUGGUUCAACGGGUCAAGUAAAGGGAGACCAAAUACCUCCAAAAGUGAGCAUAGUCAAUGCAAUAGUAAUUAUCACUGACACCACAAUCAAAGCAAACAUAAAAAUUGCUCAAUUUAAUAUAUUAGCCCCGAAACAGACGAAAGCGCAAAAGGGGGAACUAAUACGCCCUUUAUGCGCGAAAGCUUUGCUUCGGCAUAAAUGCCAUUUUUGCUCAAGUCAAUUUGUCAAAUCGUGCGACCUUAAACGUCAUUUAGUUACGCAUACCCGUGAGCGAAUGCAUGAAUGCUCCACAUGCCGUAAGUCUUUCAGCUUGAGGAGCACGCUUAGACAACAUCGGCUGGUACAUGAAAUGGAACGUAAAAAACACAUCUGUAUCGUUUGUGGAAAAACGUAUUCUGCUAAGAAAUCACUAAAUGUUCAUUUGAGAUUGCAUACUGGCGAGCAACCGUUUGCUUGUGAACAUUGUGCACUUAAGUUUCGUACAUCAGGCCAAAGAAUUACUCAUCUAAAAGUGGUACAUGGAUUAAAAAAAUAUGUGCCUGCAGAAAAAGACUAAGCAAGGAUGCACGACCGAUGGUUUUCCUACAGAUAAAAUUAUAUUUUGUUUUGAAUUCAAUGUAAAACAACUAAUGUAUCUUAAAUUAAAUACUAUUCCAUCUUUGAAA